CCUCCGCGCUCUGCCCUCCCCCGGCGGCCGGGGCGGGGUGCCCCAGGCAUGGCGGCGGCCGUGAGGUGCGUGUGGCGGCCGGGCGGCCUAUGGACCGCCGCGCCCCAGAUGUUAAGGCUAAUCUAUACCACUACAGCAGUGCAGGGGAAAAAUGUAGGAGCCUCAGGACCUGAAAAGUACACAGAGGCAUUUAUUAAAAAACAGAUUGAAGAAUUCAACCUGGGAAAGAGACAUUUAGCCAACAUGAUGGGAGAAGAUCCAGAAACUUUUACCCAAGAGGAUAUUGAUAGAUCUAUUGCCUAUCUCUUUCCUUCUGGCUUAUUUGACAAAAAAGCCAGGCCAAUAAUGAAGCAUCCUUCCGAAAUUUUUCCAGAGCAGAGGAAAAUCCAGUGGGGAGAAGAUGGCCGACCAUUUCACUUUCUUUUUUAUACUGGCAAGCAGUCAUAUUAUUCAUUAAUGCAUGAAACAUAUGAAAAAUUGCUAAAUAUUCAGAAAUAUCAAGACCAGCUGACAGCUCAAGACCUUCCUCCUCCGAAGGAAAAAAAAAACCUGGUUGGUACCAGAUGGUUGACUAAGACUGAAUUGGAAGAAAUGUUGUUAGAAAAACUGUCAGAUGGUGAUUAUUCAAGAUUUAUUCAACUUAUACAAAAAUUGGUGAUGAUGCCAUGUAGUGAAAUUGAGGAGGAACAUAUUAAAAAGUUCUCCAAAGAACUUCCUGUCCAGUUGCAGAAAGUUGUUAUUGAGCCCCUGAAGUACGAUGAGCGAGGAGUGGCCUUCAGCACUGGUGAAGGUGCAAGGAAAACUGCAAGAGCUUCUGUCAUAGUUUAUGACAAUGGGACUGGAAAAAUGACAGUGAAUGGAAUAGACAUUUUACAUUAUUUCCCAGUGCUGCAGGACAGAGAACAGUUGCUAUUCCCUUUCCAGUUUCUUGGCAGAGUUGGAAAACAUGAUACAGUUUGUACAGUCUCUGGUGGAGGAAGAUCUUCACAGGCUGGAGCAAUACGUUUAGCCUCUGCAAAAGCCUUGAGGAGUUUUGUGACAGAGAAGGAGGUGGAAUUCAUGAGGCAAGCUGGACUACUAACAUAUGACCCACGUGUGAAAGAACGGAAAAAGCCUGGUCAAGAGGGAGCCAGACGGAAAUUCACCUGGAAAAAACGCUAAGUCUGUGUAAAGAAUGGCAGAAUGCUACCAGAAUUUCAGAACAUACAGAAUUAUGAUUUUAAACUAUUGUAUAAAUAUAUUUAGCAAUAAAGACUUUUUCCAUUAUAACUAC
Molecule: messenger RNA, 1273 nt
Organism: Calypte anna (Anna's hummingbird)
Lineage: Eukaryota; Metazoa; Chordata; Aves; Apodiformes; Trochilidae
Gene: MRPS9
Product: mitochondrial ribosomal protein S9
Exons: 11
Coding region: 49-1161 (370 amino acids)
Biological process (GO): translation
Cellular component (GO): mitochondrial small ribosomal subunit; ribosome
Molecular function (GO): structural constituent of ribosome; RNA binding
Source: RefSeq, a predicted model, not a curated record